Molecule: messenger RNA, 1376 nt
Organism: Poecilia reticulata (guppy)
Lineage: Eukaryota; Metazoa; Chordata; Actinopteri; Cyprinodontiformes; Poeciliidae
Product: claudin-4-like
Cellular component (GO): membrane; bicellular tight junction
Molecular function (GO): structural molecule activity
Source: RefSeq, a predicted model, not a curated record
CCUGUAAACAAAUGAAGUACAGCUGAACUAAGACACACCAGGAACUUCAAAAAAGGAUACCAGAGGAACCGAAACUGUCAGCAGUGUGCGUUGAUCACUCCAGAUAGGUUCAUGGUUASAGGGGAAGGCAUGUGAAAGAGGCGGCRCAUGUUAAGGACGGACAAAGAUAGCAGAGAAGAUCAGAGAGUGAGAGAGCGCGACACUGAAGGCAAAACAAGCACCGCAGGGAUCAAGAGAGGCUCUUCUUAAAGGUCUGAGAGGAUUUUUCCAAAGAUCUUCYCAUCAUGGCCUCGAUGGGGAUGCAGCUGCUGGCCAGCGUCYUGUGCCUCCUGGGCUGGGCUGGGGUCUUCGCCAGCUGCGUGCUGCCUAUGUGGAAUGUGACCGCCUUUGUGGGCAGCUCCAUUGUGACCKCUCAGACUAUCUGGGAGGGCAUCUGGAUGAGCUGUGUGGUUCAAAGCACAGGAUAUAUGCAGUGCAAACCCUAUGAUUCCCAACUGGCUCUCAGCGCCGACAGGCAGGCCGCCAGGGCGCUCAUGAUCCUCGCCAUCGUUACGGGCAGCUUUGGCCUCAUCCUGGCCUUCGUGGGUGGAAAAUGCACCCGCUUCUUGGAUGAAGAAGGACGUGGUGCGAAGGAGAAAGUGGCCAUAGCAGCAGGGGUGGUGCUGAUGAUCACAGGGCUGCUGUGUUUGAUCCCUACGGCGUGGGCGGCCGGGACGUUGGUGAAGAACUUCUACAGCACAUCUAUAGACGCUCAGAAGAUGGAGUUCGGAGCUUGCCUCUACAUCGGCUGGGGGGCAGCGUUUCUGCUCAUCCUGGGAGGRGGUCUGUUCAUGAAGUCCUCUUGCCCAGGCAAAGCCCACGACACGGACAAGAGCCCCUCAGUUCGCUAUGUGGUAGUCCGAUCCUCUAACGGAUCCUCCCGCGCUGGCUCCCGUCUCACCAGGGUGUCAACGGCGCUGGCUCAACCCAUCAAACCCAUGUCGCCUGGUCCCCAAAGCUUCGUGGCGCCAACCGCCAAUCCUCAGCUGUUCUCAAGGCUGGGAUAUGACGUUGAAUCCCAGCACAACAUGGGAGAGGAUUCAGAGAAAUCCUGGGCUCCGUCGAYAAAGUCUCAGAUGAAAAGGCCUGAGUCGAGAAAGUCCGAACUCAGCGACGCGCCAUCAACAAAGUCCCAGUUGAAACUAGCUGCACUGGAUGAAACUUUAUCAGCUGCCAGUGAAAAUGAAGACUCAGCAGUAAACCCAGCGAAAACUUAYCUGUAAUAGAAGAAGGAAGACUUUAGUUUACAUUUAGUUUGCAGUCAAUGUUUUAUAGAUUAUAUUUAGAUAUAAUUAUUAUUUGUUGUGUUUAAUGUGAAGGACUUUUAUCAAAAUGAA